AAUAGUUUUGAGCAUAUAGCGAGGCAACUACAAUAAAUUUGCAAAAAGCACGAACUGGUUCGAGAUGUCAAAAACAACUGCAGCGAUGAAGAUGGUACAAGCAAGUGGGGAGACAUGUCACAUACACUGCAUUAAUCAGGAUACAUGCCACCCAAACUGCGGAAAAACCACUGCCGAGAUAUGCAAGGCUACAUGGAUAACUCUUAUUAAUAGCAUGGUCGUCUUUGGAAAGAUAAUGUGUUUAAUACUGAACAUGACGACGGUAUCAUACGAUUCGAUUGCUAAAACCAAAUCGCCCACAUUUCAAAGGUUUUGUCUACUGAUCCUAUGGGUUUGUCUUAUUUUGCUAGGAACAACUUUGUUCAUUGUAUAUCGAAACAACACAGAAAGGACAUGCAGAAAAAAUACCUCAUCACAACCGUGUUCAUUCCAACAUUGUCUUGCUAUUUUUAAUGAUUUGUCGACCAAACCUAAUAAAUUACAAUACCCUGAAAGGUGUGUUUCAUAUGGAGGUAAAAAUUGUGCACCCUCUGUGCGUUGUUAUAAAUAUGAUUUGAACAUUUUAAUUUUGUUUCGUGUAGUCCAUCUCGAGGUUGCGUCGAUGAAUGCAAACGAAAAUUUAAAUAAUACAAUAUAUCGUGUCUAUCUUUUCACUGUAAAUGAUUGCCAGACAGGAAUUUCCACUUCUAAAGGCAACGUUGAAAUUGUUAUUUGUAUUAUCCUAACGUUAGAAGACGUGACUAAGUAUUGGGCUCAUUCGUCAUUUCAACAUUUAACGGGGAUCAUAAAUGAAGAAGUUUUAAGAAAAGAACUGAAGUCAGCAAAUGAUCCAUCUCUCAAAAUCACCUUUGCAAAAAGCACCAUAUACGUGAACGUAGAUACCUGUGGGUUGGAUAAUAAUCGCGAUAAACAAACGUUUGAGUUUAAAAAAAGCACAGUCGUAAGCGCUAAAAUACACCUUUUCAAUGUGAAUCAAAUGUGUUUACAAAAGGUGUUAGGAGUAAAUAUGUAUAAAGCAGAUAAACAAACAUUGAUAAGAGUUUUUAGAAUGAAAAGAAUUACUGUAUAUAUUGGUUUUGGUCCUAGAGAUACAUGUUUAUCGUUUUUGCACGGACAUAAUGGCAAAUGUCACUCUGCGAUGGAGAAUGAUGUCAAAAAACUGAAAUGUUCACCUGGUCAAAACGACGAGAAAAGUCUCCCGCCAAAUAGUACAAUUACUAACGUUGAGACUCCCAGUGUUAAAUAUGCGGAACUAGCAAAUAAUGUCCGUUUUGGACAUGACGGUCUAAAUGCCAAAAGUUCAGUUGGAAACGAAACAAAUACAUUUAAUGUGGAGACAGACGAUACUUUUAAAUUGCAAAACCUGAAAGAUGUGAUAAAUCAUAUAGCGUGUCUGUAUCGUGAAAAAACUUUUCUAUGUGUUGAUGCACAUAGCAUAGCGAAACGAGUCCGAGUUUUCCAAGAUCGACAUGACGAAAGAGGAAAUGUUUCAUCGUGUUUACAAAAAAGACCCUUCUAUGAAAUACCCGAUCGCAAAUACACUCAACAAAAAAAUCAAACUACGAAGGAUGUUGAACACAAAUGCAAUGGAAAGGGAAUCCUGAAACUUAUUUUGAAGGAUACAUCCAGUGUCUGCAUAUUAGCACCGCGUAUAUGUAUCGUAGCUCCAGUGACCGGAAAUGAACACUGUGGAUCUAAACCGCAGGUUGACGUCUUAAGAAAACUAUAUGAUGUUGUUGAAAGAACUUUGAAAAGUGUGUCUGUUCCUGCACAGGAAAGCAUGGUGUUUGAACUUCUAAGGAUUUGCACUUUCAGAACAUUCCCAAAAAACGAUAAACCGGAUGUAGGCGCAUUUGCCGCUGCUGGCUUUUACUAUGCAUCUCAAAAUGACGAGGUUAUUUGUUACUGCUGCUAUAAACGCAUCAGUAAUUGGGGCAAAUCUGACGACCCAUCCGCUGUGCACGUGAGGAUUUCUCCGGAAUGUAAGUUUCACACAAGUAAUUCGGAGGUUAAUGUUUCAAAGGCAGUCACUGAAUCUGUUCAAUCCGACAUCUUGGCAAAACUACAAGGCAACAAACGUUCGAGCAUUGCUACAAAUUCAAACAAUACCACAUUAUCUAUGUCAAUGGUACCACCUAGAGUAAUAGAUGGCAAACGUUCCAUAGCGACGGGACAAAACUACGAAAGUCGCGUCGCUAUGAAUACCUCUCAGAAGACACAUACUAAUCAAGCUUUCCCUACUGACUCCUUAACUUCGACCAGUCGUCCACCAAACGCAACUGCUGGGCGAUUUCAAUCCAUGAUACCGCAAACGUUCAGCGCUGAUAUUGAUUCCUCCAAGACAUCACGAUUCCAGACAGGGAAAUUUGUUUCGUCUGUUAACUUUGCGAUUCCAGACUCUAACACAAAAGCGAUUCAACCAGUAGACGACGCCAUUGAACCAGGUAUAACAAUAGAUGAAUACAUAGAUGAGUACAAUUCAGGCUCAAAUGGUGGAAACAAAAGCAUAUCGAAAGCAUCAACACAAACAACAGAUACUGGUGGGAUAUCUUCUAUAUGUAAGGGUUUGAAUGGCAUCGUUGAAUCUCUUAUAACAUCUGAAGCGUCCGUUAUUGUUCAGGGAAUGGGAUACAGUUCAUCAUUGAUGAAACAAGCUUUGUACAGACUUGUAAAUAAAGGCAAAACAAAGAUUGGUCCGCAGGAUAUCAUGCAAGAAAUUUUUCUCAUAGAAGAUGAAUAGUCGUGAUUGUAUUUGUACUAUUUUUUUAUUAUUGGUUUAACAAAUCUUGUUUAAUUGAUGUAUAUAGUAAUGUAAGUGACUAUAGGAUAACUUUUUGUCUAAACCCGCCUGAAAUUCACACAAUUCCACACCAGUAUAACAUGCUUGUUAACUGCUGUAUAUGUUCACAACUCCUUGUUGUACACUUGUAUACAAGUUUUACUCCCUAUUUGUUGGUUUUAUAAUUAAAUGUUUGUGUCAGUUUUCAAGUUUAAAAAAAAUGAAAGCUCUGUAAAAAUUGUCCAAGUUUUAUGAUACUUUUGUAUUCAUUUGUUUAGUAUGCUGUAGUGUAUUUAUUUUAUUUUAUUUGGUAUUUAAACAUAUAACAUGUAAUGAUGAAAAUGUAGAUGUCCAUUCAUUAUUAGGCGUAGCAGCAAUGUAGUGUCAUGUUAUCAAUAAGUAUACAUUUAAAUACCUAAAACAAAGUGUUUAUUGUGUUGGAUCUUUUUAUAUCUCAAAGUUUUAAUACGAUGCAUGUCAAACCGAGAAAUUUGACAUAUACUAGUAUAUGCGUUUUCUAUAUUUUAACGAAAUAUUACAUUCCAAUAUAUACUUUUUACGACUAUUCAAAACACGACAAGCGCUGUUAAUGCUUUGUAUUGAUUGUUUGUAAAAUUCGCAUACUACAAUCUAUUCAAACUGAAUUCAGAUGAAUUAAAGUUGUAAAAAUGCAAACUACCGGUGUAUUCAUACAAUUAUCACUUAUUACAACGAGCUAUUCUUAGAGCAGUAUGAGUAUUGCUACUUUUAUUGUCAGUUAUAAAUCAAAAUGCAUUUGCAUAUGUAUAUAUGACAAUAUUUUCAUCAUAUAUAUUUGUACAACGUUUACCUACCUACACAUGUAAUAUUGGGAUUAUCUGUAUCGUAUGUGUUAGUUUAACUCUUAAAUCGGCUAAAUGUACGUGCGUAUUAAUAUAGUUGUACCAGAUGCCUAUAUUUUCAAAAUAACAUUUUGUUAUUCAAUUUUGUUUUAUUUUAUACAAAUAUUUCUUGAAGUUUUUUUACUAAUGCAAUACACAUUGUUAUAUAGCAACUGUUUACCCUGUCCGACUUAAAUUUAUAUCGCAAAAUCGUCGAGUAUUCAGCCAUUUACAUGAGAUCAAUCGCAUUUUAACCAUAUAAUUCACUGCAGUAGAGGCGCUCUUAUGUGAAUUUGCAAAAACACACCUAAAGUGUAAUUGUGAAAAUGGACUGCUUACCACACUUUUCUUAUGACUAACAUGUCAAGAGUAAUCAGAAAUGUAUCUGGAGUUUAGUGCAUAAAAUUAGAUGCAACAUGAUUUUGUGUUGCUGUCCAGACAUCUUUUUAAUGUUCCAAACCGAGUGCCUACGAGUUGUAAAUAAACUGUCGUUCAAUAAAUUUAUAACACAUGAUCGUAUAAACAAUUAUACAUGUAUAUUAAAUACACUAUGAUUUAUCUUUUACGACGAGAAUCAGGAUAAUAAGAUUAUAUAUGAACUAGUACACAAACACAGAUAACUCAUACACGUAUGCUUUCACGCACUUAUAAAUGUUUGAUAUGAUGAGACAUGCGUUAAUUGCUGAAUUUUAGAUUCUGUAAUGUACGGAAUAUAUUAUGAGAAAAUGCAUAUUUAACAUGCCCUUAAAAAAGGAUAAAAUAACGUAAUCACAUGGUUUACGGUGUCCGGGACAGAUGAAUUUAUAUAAACUUUAAAUGUUAACAUGGAACUAAUAAUUCAUCUCGUAGCAACGUAAUUCCACAUUUAAACAACGAACAUCGAAAAACAAUUUAAUUACAAUUUAAGUACAAACUGUAAAACUGUAAACAAGAGUAGCAGAAUGGCAAAUCAUUGAGACACGAUUAAAAUGACACUGGCCAAUGGUCAUUUACAUAAAUCAUUUGUUUCCAAAAUUCAUUUAAUAAAAAGAUAAAUGUGUUUGAUUUAAAUAUAUCAAAACCUAAAAUUGUGAACACGUCGAUGGUAGACAGACCGAGAUCGACAUUCAAAGGUUUUCAAUAGUAUGACAGUUAUAAGUUGAUUAAAACAAGUGGAAUAUUGAUCUGGUACUUGUUUAAAAAAUACACAAAACUGCACUGCAUUUAAUACUUUAAACAUUCUGCGACUGAUUAUUCAUAGCCGCUUCAUCGUUUUCUACCAUUUAUCUACUAGACAUAUAUGUACCUGUUUAUUUAAUGCAUUUUAAAAAGGUUAAAAUAUUGUGAGCAUUACGUCGGAACAUAAUCUCGAUUUAUGUUAUACCCUUUAUGUUUUUCAGAGCGUUGUACUAAUAUAAUAUUUUUUGUCAAUAAUAGAUCUACCGUUGUUUAUGUUAUAUGAAGUAUGGUAUACUUAUUUGUUUGCAGUUUUACUCCAUUUACCUUUAAAAUAUG
Dreissena polymorpha is the source of this 5133-nucleotide messenger RNA. RefSeq lists its product as uncharacterized. Gene Ontology annotation, cellular component: nucleus; spindle microtubule; cytoplasm. The record is from RefSeq and is a predicted model, not a curated record. The transcript has 4 exons. NCBI's taxonomy places the organism in Eukaryota, Metazoa, Mollusca, Bivalvia, Myida, Dreissenidae. Bases 65 to 2740 code for a protein of 891 amino acids. Gene Ontology annotation, biological process: regulation of cell cycle.